Penicillium digitatum Pd1 is the source of this 1026-nucleotide messenger RNA. Its product is annotated as glycoside hydrolase family 76 protein. The record is from RefSeq and is a predicted model, not a curated record. NCBI's taxonomy places the organism in Eukaryota, Fungi, Ascomycota, Eurotiomycetes, Eurotiales, Aspergillaceae. Gene Ontology annotation, molecular function: mannan endo-1,6-alpha-mannosidase activity. Gene Ontology annotation, biological process: carbohydrate catabolic process; fungal-type cell wall biogenesis.
AUGAUGACAUGGUACAAAGAAAAUGGAACGGAUAACCCGGGUUUUAUCUCAAGAUCUUGGUGGACGGGAGCGGCCUUGUUUCUGGCAUGUCUCAACCAUUGGCAUGCGACGAACGACACCACAUAUAACGAAGAAGUCAGUAUCGGCAUGCAACAUCAGGGAAGUCCGACAGGAGACUUCAUGCCUACGUGGGCAAUCGGUAUAGGAAAUGACGAUCAAAUGUUCUGGGGUCUCGCGGCGAUCACCGCAGCUGAAUACAAGUUUCCGAAUCGGCCAACGGGUAACACCUGGCUCACCCUUGCCGAGGGUGUGUUCAACGAUCAGAAAGCUUCGGAUGGGAAAGGAUGGGAUACGACUGUUUGUGGAGGUGGCAUUCGCUGGCAGAAGGAAAUCUGGCAAAGUGGCUAUACCAUGAAGAACGCGGUGUCCAACGGUGGAUUUUUCAUGCUUGCCGCACGUCUCGCUUGGUUUACCCAAAAGAAGGGGUAUUCGACGUGGGCCGAGAGAGUCUGGAACUGGUCUACCUCUGUGAAUUUGGUCAAUGAUACCCUCUGGACGGUAGCAGAUAGUGUCCGAGAGGGGACUGGAGGUCCCAAUGGCUGUAGUCUUCCUGACAACACCCGGUGGACUUACAACUAUGGUGUCUUUGCGUCAGGUGCUGCGUACAUGUAUGCCUAUACAAAUGAUACUAAAUGGCUUGACAUCGCAAACAACCUAGUGGAUGCGAUCUUUGCUACAUUUUUCCUGCCCGAACACGGAGGCGUGAUCACCGACUGGGAAUGCGAAGCGUCGGGUGAAUGCUAUAAAGACGCGAACGGCCCACUUUUCAAAGGCCUUACGGUGUCAUGGCUUGCAGAUAUGGCAAUGGUCGUCCCUGCCCUUAAGGACAAGAUCCUACCCAAACUCCAAAUUUCCGCCGAGGGUGCCGCAAAUUCAUGCACGGGAAACAACGAAAACAUCUGCGGAAACCGCUGGCGCAUCUUCCAGACCAGUCUCAACAGUAACAGGAGGAAAUGGCACAAGUGA